Molecule: messenger RNA, 4530 nt
Organism: Salarias fasciatus (jewelled blenny)
Lineage: Eukaryota; Metazoa; Chordata; Actinopteri; Blenniiformes; Blenniidae
Gene: mybpc1
Product: myosin binding protein C1
Exons: 34
Coding region: 198-3968 (1256 amino acids)
Biological process (GO): sarcomere organization
Cellular component (GO): M band
Molecular function (GO): protein binding
Source: RefSeq, a predicted model, not a curated record
CUCUCCUCCCCCACUGAGACUUCCACGGCCCUCCUCAUCUCCCAUCACUCCGGUGCGAGGAGUCCCAGACGUUUUGACUUAAACAUCAUCUCCAAACACCGUCUAUCUAUCCCUCCUGGACUGAGAGGGCUUCCGAGUCUCUCCUGUGAAGGUUUCUACCUGCAGCCUUUGACUGUUUUCUUGGGACGCGGCUCAACAUGCCAGAGCCCACAAAGAAAGAUGAGACGCCAAACGGGCAGCCAGAAGAAAGUGUUGCCCCAGAAAGUAAUGGUGCCCCACCCCUACCUGAGAUUUCCCUGGAGGUUUCUCCACCCCCAGAGGCUACAGUAGAGGAGGGGAAUGAGCCCGUAGAGACUGAUGGGAAGAAGCCAGAGCCCACUGAGCCUGAGCCAGUGGAGGCUGUGGUAGCUCAGGAGCCCGGUCCCGCCCAGAACGGCUCAGACCAGCCACAGCCAGGUGGGGUUGAGCUGAAAGAGAGCACAGAGUCCGCGAACUCUGCUGUAAAGGAAGAGAGCCCGAGCUCUCCCCCACCAGCCGAUGAUGAUAAAGCUGGAGCCACGACUCCAUCCCCAACACCUCAACCAGAAGAUGCCAAUUCAACCAAGAAACUCUCAGUUGAUCUUCCUAAUGAUAGCGUCCCUGUGCCAGCCAUGGGGAGAAAAGACUCAGUGUGGUCUCUGGGAGAGGGGCAGCCCCCGGAGGACCUGGACAAGCCCAUCGACACCCCGCCUCUGUCCACCCUGCUGAUCGAGAAACCUCAGAGUAGGACCAUUCAAGUGGGUGGAGACGUCACCUUCAUUGCCAAAGUCGAGGCCAAAGAUCUUCUCCGCAAACCCACCGUCAAGUGGUUCAAAGGGAAAUGGAUGGAUCUGGCCAGCAAGACAGGGAAGCACCUGCAGCUCAAAGAGACCUUCGACCGAGCAACUAAGAUCCACACGUUUGAGAUGCUCAUCAUUAAAGCCAAAGAUAACUACGCUGGAAACUACAGGUGCGAGGUCACCUACAAAGACAAGUUUGACAGCUGCUCCUUCGACCUGGAGGUUCAAGAAUCUGGACAGGGCUCACAGAAUAUUGAUAUUCGAUCCGCUUUCAAGAGAAGCAGUGAAGGACAAGAAGAUGCAGGGGAGCUUGACUUUAGUGGGCUUCUUAAACAUAGAAAUCAAAGGGAGCCCAAGCAGCAGGACGAGGGCCCCGAAGUGGACGUCUGGGAGAUCCUGAAGAAAGCCAGGCCAGAUGAGUACGAGAAGAUCGCCUUUAUGUACGGCAUCACGGACUUGAGAGGCCUGCUGAGACGGAUGAAAAAGAUUCCCAAAGAGGAGAAGAAGAGCGAAGCAUUUGCAAAGAAACUGGAACCGGCGUAUCAGGCGGACAAAGGCGGAAAGAUCCGGCUGGUGGUGGACCUGGCCGACCCCACCGUGGAGCUGAAGUGGUACAAGAACGGACAAGAGAUCAGACCCACGCCCAAUAAUCGGAAGUAUAUUUUUGAGCACAAGGGCACACAGCGGAUUAUGGUCAUCAACAACUGCUCCAUGAACGACGACGCAGCCUAUUCAGUGGCGGCAGGAGAUGAGAAAUGCACCACCGAGCUGUUUGUCAAAGAGUUACCAGUCAAGAUCGUUAAAGAGCUUGAGGCUGUGAAGACCACGGUGAACGAGAGGAUCGAGCUGGAGUGUGAGGUGUCGGAGGAAGGCGCUCAGGUCAAAUGGAUGAAGAACGGUGUUGAAGUGCCAACAGGAGUCCGGUCAAGAUACCGAGUGAAGGCCGAGGGAACCAAACACUACUUGGUGAUUGACGACGCCUCCAGAGAGGACACUGGAACUUACUCCAUCAUGGCCACCGGUGGCACGUCCGAGGCUCACGUUCAGGUUGACUUGAAACCCCUGAAGAUAUACCAGGACCUGCAGGAUAUGAAGGUGCUGUUGGGUCAGCCCAUCAAACUGCACUGUGAGAUCUACCCCGGGAACGUCCCGGGCCGUUGGUACAGGAACGGACAGCUGAUCCAGCCCAACGACCGCAUGAACAUCAUACACAGAAACAAGGUCCAUCGGCUUGAAAUACUGACCAGCACCCUUCACGAUGCAGGAGAUUACACUUUUGUACCCGAGGGAUACUCGCAGAGCCUGUCUGCUAAAAUCCACAUCAUCGAUCCUCCAAGGGUACACCUGGACAGCUUGAACUUCCCAGACAACACCGUCACAAUCGUAGCUGGAAACAAACUUCGCUUGGAGAUUCCCAUCAGUGGAGAACCAGCACCCAGGGUCGUCUGGAUGAAGGGCGAAAGGGUGAUUCUGGACUCAGGGCAUCGUGUUCGAGCUGAAACCUACGGUGACCAGACGAGCCUCACAAUUGACAUCACAGAGCGGGAAGACACAGGCAACUACAAGAUCGUGCUGCAAAAUGAGGCUGGCGAGGCUUCAGCCAGUGUCAAAAUCAAGGUUGUUGACAUUCCCGACGCUCCCGAUGCUCCGCUGGUCACACAAGUGGGUGGUGACUGGUGCGCUAUGCAGUGGGAACCCCCAAAAUAUGAUGGCGGCUCACCAAUAUUAGGAUAUUUCAUUGAGAGGAAAAAGAAACAGAGCUCCAGAUGGAUGAGACUGAACUUUGACCUGAUUAAAGAAACAACAUUUGAACCCAAGAAGAUGAUUGAAGGAGUGCCGUAUGAAGUCAGGAUCUUUGCCGUCAAUGCAAUUGGUGUGUCCAAGCCCAGUGAGCCAUCUAAAGCCUUCACUCCCCUCGCUGUGACCAGUGAGCCCACCAUGCUGGUCGUGGACGACGUGACGGACACCACCGUGACCGUGAAGUGGCGCCCCCCCGAGACCAUCGGAGCCGCUGGGCUGGACGGAUACUUAGUGGAGUACUGCAUAGAAGGAAGUAAUGACUGGACGGUUUCCAACAAGGAGCUGACAGAGAAAACCAGGUACACCAUCACUGGGCUCACACCGGGGAGUAAGAUCCUAGUCCGAGUCCGAGCCAUCAACGCCGCCGGGGCCAGCGCCCCACGGAGCCUGCAGCACGCCGUCCUGGUCAAAGAGGUCAUCGAACCACCAAAGAUCCGAGUCCCGCGACACUUAAAGCAGACGUACACUCGCAAAGUGGGAGAAGCAGUCAACCUGGUGGUGCCGUUCAUGGGCAAACCACGGCCGAAAGUGACCUGGCUAAAGGAGGGCAAGCCCAUAGAGCAGACCCACGUCAGCAUCCGUAACACAGACUGCGACAGCAUCAUCUUCAUCCGUAAAGCAGAGCGCAGCCACUCUGGGAAGUACGAGAUGACGGUGCAGGUUGAAAACCACACGGACACAGCCAUCAUUGACAUACAGAUCGUUGACCUGCCCGGACCCCCGCAGUCUGUGACUAUUGAAGACGUAUGGGGAGGGAAUGUCGCUCUGGUCUGGACCCCUCCAAAAGACAACGGCAACGCCCCAAUAACAGGCUACACCAUUCAAAAAGCAGACAAAAAGACGAUGGAGUGGUACACAUGCAUUGAGCACUACCACCGCACCUGCAUCACCAUCACAGAGCUGGUGGUCGGGAACGAGUACUUCUUCCGGAUCUACUCUGAGAACAUGUGCGGUCUGAGCGAAACGGCCACCCAGACCAAAAAGAGCGCUCUGAUCGUCAAAGAAGGAAAGCAACUGAAGACGCCAGAGUACAAUGACCACGACUUCAAGGAAGCGCCCAAGUUCACGCAGCCGCUCAUCAACACUUUCGCCAUCGCCGGCUACAAUGCGACGCUGAACUGUAGCGUUAGAGCCAACCCGAAGCCCAAAGUGAUCUGGAUGAAGAACAAGAUCGUGAUCCUCGACGACCCGCGCUACCGUAUGUUUAGCAACCAGGGCGUGUGCACUCUGGAGAUCAGGAAGCCGAGUCCGUACGACGGCGGCAUGUACACCUGCAAGGCCGUCAAUGACCUGGGAGAGGCGCAGGUGGACUGCAAGCUGGAGGUCAAAGUCCAAACUCAAGAAUUGUGAAUGUAUGUUCUCAUAUAAGGAGGCUUCACCUUCUACGAACUCAUGCAACGCGGAGUGCCCCUGCACCUGAUUGACAAGUACAUGAAUGAGACGAAGAUUGUCGAGCCGCAAGAGAAGUAAAACUGAGCACAGAACAAAAAUAAGACAAAAAAAAAAAAAAAAGACUUUCACUUUGCAGACCUCUGCCACCACGUUGUGACCCUCUUCUUUUACCUGCUACAGCCUGCUGGUGGAUGGAGGGAAGCGGGGCAAAUGGAGGGUGGUGUACUGGUGUGUGUGUGGUGUAUGCAGAUUUGGAGCUAAUUUCCUGUUAGAAAAAAGUUCAUCUUUGUCACCCUGUUUUGUUUGAAAGACUCAGCUCGGAUGCAGUGUUUCAGCUCAAGCUUUCAUGAGGACAUAUAGUGUGUAAAACAUAUACAAAGCGCUUGUUGCACAACACACCUGCAGUAUUCACAUGUGGAUUGUUAUCGGGAAUGCUUGUUGAAGGUGCCAGUGUACUUCUAAGGAUUGAGGAUGAGAAAUGAGAAUGUAUGAACUGAGGUUUGGUGUCAUCUACGUGGAG